AUGGUAAAGUUCUCGCACGGUUGCUGGCAUCCAGCCCCAGAUACUCUCAUCGACUGGGCAGUCGAGACUGUCGUCGCUGAGACGAGAGACGAGGCAUUACAUUUUGUAACGUCUUCAAAGCCGAUUAACCAUCGCGGCGAUACGUUAAACAACCCUACAUUGACCCAUUCUCUCAGUUCACCUACCGACAACGUCUUGUACUUAUCGUCUACACACUGGAUAAAGCAAAAGAGCGUCGCCCAAGGACCGCAUUUCGAGUUAUUUCCAGAUGGAAAGGUUGACCAUACAGUUAAUAUUGAGACUUCAAAAACAUCGGAGAGACUGCAACUCCGAGCUGGUGACUUGGCUGCAAGCGUAGAUACCAGACCAAAAUCUUUCGAUAUCAGCUUCCAUGCCAAAGACAAACUCUUAACAAAGCUCGGAUGGCGCUCAGUUGGCUACGUCAAACAGGGCACCACGGCGCUUCACCCGAGAGCCAACUACAUCGAUCCGAACAAAGGCCAGAGAUGGGUGACAUACCAGCUUCAACUUGGGGUGGGAGACAAGGUCUUUGGACUGGGUGAACGAUUUGGUCCUUUUGUUAAAAAUGGACAGAGUGUCGAAAUUUGGAAUGAAGACGGGGGUACUGGCUCAGAACUCACAUACAAAAACAUUCCUUUCUUCAUUACCUCCGCUGGCUACGGAGUCUUCAUUCCAACAUCUAACUUCAUUUCUUUCGAAAUUCAAUCUGAACGCACUACUCGGGUCAACAUUUCCGUGCCUGGAGAGACCCUAGCUAUGUAUCUGAUAUACGGCCCGGAUCCAAAGUCGAUCAUUGAACGAUACAGCACAAUUACAGGCAAGCCAGCGCUUCCACCAGCAUGGACAUUUGGGCUUUGGCUCAGUACAAGCUUUACUACGGAGUAUGAUGAAGGCACCGUUAACUCCUUUCUCGAUGGGAUGCAUGAACGCGAUAUUCCGAUCAGCGUGUUUCAUUUUGAUUGCUUCUGGAUGCCAGCGUUCAAGUGGUGCGAUUAUGAGUUCGAUACGGACUACUUUUCAGAUGCGAAGGGACAGCUGGCUAGAAUCAAGAAACGUGGAGUUCACAUUUGCGUGUGGAUCAACCCCUACAUUGCACAGGAAAGCGCUAUAUUCGACGAGGCUGCAGAAAAGGGGUAUUUGCUUAAAAGGACUGAUGGAAGCGUUUGGCAAUAUGACUUCUGGCAAGCGGGUAUGGGUUUUGUCGACUUCACGAAUCCCGAUGCGUGCAAAUGGUACCAAGGCAAGCUUCAGGCACUCAUUGACAUCGGUGUCGACUCUUUCAAGACCGAUUUCGGUGAGCGCAUUCCAACUGGAGAUGUUGUCUAUUUCGACGGUUCCAGCCCCGAAAAGAUGCAUAACUACUAUGCAUUCCUCUACAACAAGGUCACGUUUGAGGUGCUGUCUAAGGCAUUCGGUGAGAACAAUGCUGCUCUUUUCGCUCGCUCUGCCACUGCUGGCUGUCAACGCUUUCCAGUUCAUUGGGGCGGAGAUCCAUAUAGUACAUUCGAGGCAAUGGCCGAAACACUGCGCGGUGGAAUGAGCCUCGCCCUUACUGGGUUUGGGUAUUGGGCUCAUGAUAUUGGCGGGUUUGAGGGAAAGCCGGACCCGGCAUUAUUCAAAAGAUGGAUCGCUUUUGGGCUAUUUUCUAGUCACUCAAGAUUACAUGGCAGUGGCAGCUUCAGAGUGCCCUGGUUGAUCGACGAGUCUGGCGAGGCAGACAAAGUUUUGAGGCACUUUGUCCAGACGAAGCACUCCCUAAUGCCCUAUCUUUACUCCAGUGCUAUCAAAACACAUAGAACGGGAGUCCCCAUGCUGCGAGCAAUGUUCUUAGAAUAUCCGGAGGACCCUAUGGCCUGGCAUCAGGAUAUGCAGUACUUCCUCGGAGACAGCUUGCUGGUCGCCCCGGUUUUCAAUGCCGAGGGACGGAGUCAAUACUACCUUCCAAAGGGUGAUUGGUACGGUAUUCUUGAUGGUAAACUGCGCUCUGGUGGGGGAUACGUCACAGAAGAGCAUGAUUUCUUCUCUUUGCCUGUUCUUCUCCGACCUGGAUCGGCCGUAUUUCGCAGCUUGAGCCAAAAUCUGGAGAGCGUGGUGUACGACUGGAGCAAGGACGUGACGCUGUUAGUGAACUGGGUUGAGGGAAUGAAAACGACUGUGGAGAUUGCAGAUCAUGAAAAGCUUGGCUUCUCUAAAGUCGCUCUCAAUAUCGACGAUUCAGUAGAGGGGGUUACUAUGAAUCUUGUCAAAGGUUCAUUUACCGGCUCGGUAGAUGUCAAGCUGGUAAACAAGAGCAUUGUAUCGGUUCAUGGAGAAGCCAUUGACAGUAAUACUCUGCGCUUUAAAGAAGGGUUCUCCAAGAUCACAUUCAAGGUAAAGUAA
Messenger RNA from Talaromyces proteolyticus, 2400 nucleotides. Its product is annotated as glycosyl hydrolases family 31-domain-containing protein. Gene Ontology annotation, biological process: carbohydrate metabolic process. Lineage: Eukaryota; Fungi; Ascomycota; Eurotiomycetes; Eurotiales; Trichocomaceae. The coding region runs from base 1 to 2400 and encodes 799 amino acids. The transcript has 7 exons. Gene Ontology annotation, molecular function: carbohydrate binding; hydrolase activity, hydrolyzing O-glycosyl compounds. The record is from RefSeq and is a predicted model, not a curated record.